UGAGUCCUCAAUCCCCACUCUCUACCAUCCCUUUUCUCUCUCUCAUUCAAUUCUCUCUCCUAAGCUCUUCUUUUGGUUUUUUAUUUUUUUGGUUCUUUUUGUGCUUAAUGGCAACAAGUCUUGGUUUGUGAUACCCCAUUUCUUAAGAAACAUCAAAUGCUGUUUUUGAUUUGUUUGAUAUUUCUUGUGAGAYUUUGAAGGUGCCCCCAUUUUAAGAGAUCCUUCAAUGGCGGAUAGUUUUUACUGUACAGAGAACACCAAUAGUUGUUUUGAUGAAUUUGAUAAUUGUGAUGCCACAAAUUAUGAGUUUGGUAGUCAAAACCCGAGUGUUGACUGUGAGACUUUGAUGGGCUCUGCUUUAGAGAGUGAAGAGAGGGUGAGGGCUUUGGUAGAGAAAGAGAUUGAACAUUUGCCUAGAAAUGAUUAUCUUAAGAGAAUGCGCAGUGGGGAUUUGGACUUGAAGUUUAGGAGAGAAGCUGUUGAUUGGAUUUGGAAGGCUCAUGCCCAUUACAGCUUUGGAGCUCUGAGUCUUUGUCUAUCAAUGAACUACUUGGACCGUUUCCUCUCAGUUUAUCACUUGCCCAUGGACAAAAGCUGGACUGUGCAACUGCUGUCAGUGGCUUGUGUGUCUCUAGCAGCUAAGAUGGAGGAGACAGAAGUGCCUCUUCCCAUAGAUUUACAGGUUGAGGAACCCAAGUUUGUGUUUGAAGCUAGAACCAUACAAAGAAUGGAGCUUCUGGUUCUGAGUAGGUUGAAAUGGAAGAUGCAAGCCAUAACUCCAUUAUCUUUCAUUGAUUAUUUCCUCAGAAAUAUCACUGUUGGGCAGCAUGUACCAAGCCUAUCUCUCCUCUUAAAAUCUGCACAACUCAUUCUGAGCACAAUUAAAGGCAUUGACUUCUUGGAAUUCAGGCCCUCUGAGAUUGCUUUGGCUGUGGCAAUUUCCAUUUCAGGAGAAUUGCAAGCACCAGACAUAGAUAAAGCAAUUCUUUCUUUCCCAUAUAUGGAGAAAGAGAGAGUGAUGAAGUGUAUUGAACUGAUUAAAGAUUUGUCAUUGAUUAAUAAUGUGUAUGGAAAUUCAUUGGGUGGUGGCGGUGGUGGUUCAAUUCCUCAGAGCCCAGUUGGGGUGUUGGAUGCAGCUUGUUUUAGUUACAAAACGGAAGAAUUAACCGCUGGAUCAUGUGGUAAUUCUUCUUCUUCUUCUUCUUUUUCUUCCCAUGACAGUCCAGACAGCAAGAGGAGGAGACAAGACAGACCAUCACCAAAAGUUGAUUCAAAUCCAUCCAUGUCCUGUCAAUUGAGAGACAAUACACAAGAGAGAGAGAGAGAAAAUAGAGAGGGUGGUGAAUAAAAUCUAGGUAAGUGGAUAAGGAAUUUACAUCAGAGUGUCGUUAGUUGGAGUUGCUGGAAAUGAAAAGAAAAAAAAAAGUUUUCAAAUUUCCCACAAAGUUUCACAUCUCACAACUUUAAAAGAGAGAGAGAGAGAGAGAAGAGAGCACAGGAAAAAGCAGAAAACUGUUGCUUUCCCACCAAAAUUCACUUUUGUAAACAGAAUUUACUGUAAAAGAAGGAACCAGUUUUCGAAGAA
Momordica charantia (bitter melon) is the source of this 1585-nucleotide messenger RNA. RefSeq names its product cyclin-D4-1. The record is from RefSeq and is a predicted model, not a curated record. Lineage: Eukaryota; Viridiplantae; Streptophyta; Magnoliopsida; Cucurbitales; Cucurbitaceae.